AAAAAGUUUGUAUCUGUUGAAAAUUAGAUUAGAUAAAUGAGUUCUAAACUAAAAAGUUUGUAUCUGUUGUUUACAGAUUCCAAGAGGUGGUCUCUCUGAAGGCUGAAAAUGUACUGGGAGCAGAAAAUAGAAGGCCAGUUCCCAGAUGGGAGGCAAUCAUCCGAAGAACAUUAAAACAGGACAGAGGAACCUGAAACUAAGCUCAAGAGUUACAGUUUUCCGCCCUCUCCAGUUUUAAGGACUUCUUCUGCUGAUGACAUAAUUGCGGAUGUGGUUGAUGCUCCUGAACUGGAUAGAAUGGAAGAUGAGGCAUCUGAUUUUUGAGAAUAAUACUAUCAACCUAGGAAAGAAUCUCUAUUUAAAGAGAAUAUAUGGAAUUGAUUGUGACAGUAGAUUGGAUUGGCCUGAACAUCCCCUUGAUCCGACACCUCAAGUUCUUUCUUCUAAUUUUAAGUUGAGGAGAGUCUUCAGUAGUACCGCGAGAGUUGGUUUUGGUACCAUAGACAAUCCUCUUGCUUUUGACACUACGGGAUUAGACGGUAGAGGGUUAAAAAGGGUGCACCAAAGCUCAAGAAACUUAGGAUUGAUGUGGAUGGAUCAAAAAGAACCUGUAAUUCUUGAUGCUCUUUUAGAUAGCCCUGAUCAAUCUUGUGAUGAGGAAAAUGACUUGUUUGAAGAAUUUUCAGAGGUUCAAGAAGAAAAUUCACUUCCUAAUCAUACAGUGAAGUCUGGUCCAAUGUAUAUACGUAUUGUCGGCAAGCACAUGGUUGGUAUAUAUGUAUUAGUUUGGGUACGUCAAAGAUUGAAGAAACAUAUAAACAACUUGCAAGUCUCUGCUAGUGGAAUUGGACUUAUGGGAUACAUGGGCAAUAAGGUUGGUCGAUAUUCAUACAGAAACUUUUGAAGCUUUAGUUCAAAGGGAGAACUGCAUUCAUGUCUGAAGGUCCCGACUGAUGGCCUGAUAGACCUCCCCAGUAGCAUAGUUAAGUUCUAGCAGGUUGGCUAGCCCCUUUCUUCUAGAACUGCCAUAUUUAUGAGGUUUGUUAGAUUUAUAUAUAUUUUUGGGUAGGUCGGGGCCCUGUCCCACCAACAUUUAUUACUCUUAGAGGCUUACAGAUAGUGUGUGGGUUGUAUAGAUAUGUUAUGGCCAUGUUGGCCUGGUUUAUGGGUUUGUUGAGACUAGUUUGUUGUUUGAUGUAAUUUGUUGAUAUAUAAU
This is a messenger RNA of Solanum dulcamara, 1216 nucleotides long. Its product is annotated as type I inositol polyphosphate 5-phosphatase 2-like. The record is from RefSeq and is a predicted model, not a curated record. The coding region runs from base 269 to 904 and encodes 211 amino acids. Gene Ontology annotation, molecular function: phosphatidylinositol-3,4,5-trisphosphate 5-phosphatase activity; inositol-polyphosphate 5-phosphatase activity; phosphatidylinositol-4,5-bisphosphate 5-phosphatase activity. NCBI's taxonomy places the organism in Eukaryota, Viridiplantae, Streptophyta, Magnoliopsida, Solanales, Solanaceae. Gene Ontology annotation, biological process: phosphatidylinositol dephosphorylation. The transcript has 3 exons.